AUGACGAGACGAACGAGGCGACGCACGGGAGGUCCCAGCACUACGGCUGACGUGGAAAUCUCAGGCACCGCUGCAGCGACAACCAAUGAGGAGGUGACACUUGUCAGCCAGAGAGGCCGAUCGCGAGGGACGAUAAGGCGUCGUUUAACUUCCGCGGACACGCCAGGCGGGUCCGUUAGGCUCGUGCCUGCGACUGCCGCUGGUGGUGCGAAUCCUUCUGCGACCCUCGCUCCGUCUCCUGCGAAUCCCGAUGCGACUCCUUCUGCGACCCCUGCUGCGACGCCUGCGACUGGCUCUGGGACUUCUUCCGAUGUUGCCCUUCCGCAUCCCGCGUUAGCUGAUGCCGACACCACCGCUGAUCGCACAAGAACGCGGAACUCACUCGCGCUUCCCCCCUUGCUCGAAGUCUCCGCGGAAGCUCCGCCUCCCGGUCCCUCCUCCGCGUCCUCUUCUGCAUCCGCGCUCUUCCCCCCGAAUCCGCGCCCAGUAGGGUUACUGGAGAAUGGUGGGGAGGAUAUUAAGCUGGUGGAGAGGUGUGAGGAGGUGUUAGAAUUGGUGGACGAUGAAGGGGAGGGUGGGGAGGGGGAAGAGGAGGAAGGGGAAGAGGAGGAAGGGGAAGAGGAGGAAGGGGAGCAGCAACAGCAGCAGCAGCAGCAGCAGCAGCGGCGGCGACAGCAGCGGGAUAAGGGGCGGACGGAGCAGCAGCAGCGGCAGGGUCAGCAAGAGGAGGAGCGGAAGGAGGAAGAAGGCGAGGUUGGGAAGGAGCAGGAGCAGGCAGGGCCGAAGCAGCAGCAGCAGCAGCAGCAGCAGCAGCAGAAGCAGAAGCAGAAGCAGAAGCAGCAGCGGAAGGAGAAGGAGAAGGAGAAGGAGAAGGAGAAAGAGCAACAACAGGCCAGUACUAGCCAGCAGCACCCCACCACAGAAGCACCACCCUCCACACUGAACGAACCAGCAGCACAGCAGCAGCAGCAGCACCCAGCACGAGCGCACCCCCCUGACUGGACCUCCCUCCCAGCCGAAAUCACCCUGCGGAUCUUCUCUCUCCUGGCAAUCAGAGACCUCGCCCGGGCAUCCUGCGUCUGCUCCUCCUGGUGUCACCUCUCCUUCGCGCCCUCCCUCUGGACCACCCUAGAUCUCCGCUGCUACCCCGCCUCUCUCCGCCGCCGCUGCGGAUUCCCUGGCUGUGAGGUGCGCAGGGGCGCUCACCCGCGUGCAUGUGAAGGGGGCGGAGUCGCUCCGAGCGGUGGCCAGGCUUGCGGCUGGGUUUGGGAGCUUUGA
Molecule: messenger RNA, 1278 nt
Organism: Closterium sp. Yama58-4
Lineage: Eukaryota; Viridiplantae; Streptophyta; Zygnematophyceae; Desmidiales; Closteriaceae
Source: the annotation of a GenBank genome assembly